GAGGCACACCAGGUAUAGCAAGAUAUCUUGCAGCAGCAUGUGGAUCGGCGGGCCGGCCACGACAGACCCUGCGCGCCCCUUGCUGCAGUAUUUUCAGGGAGCUAUCUCUUGAACAUCUCCGGCCGAACCUAUAGCACAGUGGCCGCGCUCAACAUUGCAUCCCAAGAUUUCACUGUCGAGUCGUUCUCAACCUCCCCUUGUGUUGCGCUCAUUCCGGUACACACACUCGACGCCCGAACAAUGUCGCCAGACGAACUUCAAUCAGACGGCGAUAGGCCUGCGCUGAGGCUCGAUCCAUUCAUCAUGGGCGGCGCCGGCUUUAGCUAUCAGCUUGUCAAUGACCCCAACAAAGCACCAGCAGUCGAAAUACUCGAAACGGCUUUCGAGGCUGGCGUGCGCACAAUCGACACUUCGCCCUACUAUGAUCCAUCGGAGUUGAUUUUGGGGGCUGCUUUGUCGCACCCUCGUAUCACACGAAGAUGGUGCCGUGAGGAUUACACCUUAAUGACCAAAGUUGGGAGAAUCGCCGCAGACCAGUUCGACUAUUCGCCACAAUGGAUCCGUAGCUCUGUCAAUCGAUCCUUGCAGCGAUUUAAAACUACCUAUCUCGAUGUGGUUUUUUGUCACGAUAUUGAAUUUGUCGGUGAAGCUGAGGCCGUGGUGGCAGUCGGGACGCUCUUCGAACUCGUACGACAAGGGAUCAUCAAAUAUGUCGGCAUAUCAGGUUACGACCUCGAUGCGCUUUCCAGCGUAGCCAGUCUUGUUCUUCAGACAUACGGACAGCCAGUAGACGUGGUGCAGACGUGGGCUCAGCUCACUCUACAGAAUACGCGACUGGAGACACACGGACUUCCACUGCUGAAGACUGCAGGAGUCAAAGUCGUAUGCGCAUCCAGUCCCUUGGCCGUGGGCCUGCUGAGUUCGAAGGGUGUGCCAGUUGGCGGUUUGGGAGAUUGGCAUCCAGCUCCUGAGGGUCUGCGACUCCAAGCUCAACAAGCAGCAAAGAUUAUCGAAUCUCAAGAUGAAUCUACCGCUGCUCUAGCACUUCGCUUUGCCAUACGCAAGGCUGUCGAACUUUCAACCCCGGAACUCCAGAUCUCAACUAUCAGUGGAGUUGCCUCGUUAGACGAAAUCGCAAUGAAUAUCGACACAGCCCGUCAAGUGCUAGGAGAUGCCCUCCUAUCAUCCUCCUCUAAAGGAAGCCCUGUUUUCAAUGCAAAUCUUGAGCCGCAGGAUGAGCUCCGUUUCCGCGUCGUACGUGACGUUUUGGGCAAAUGGUUGGAUUACGACUUUGCAACGCAAAAGACAGCAGCAGAAGCGCCAAGAUCGCAAUGAAUAACACGUGAUAAUACAUCAAUUGAGAUAUACACCGACCAUCGGACCUUUGCAAUAGAUAGCAUGUGAUGGUACGUUGAGCGAGCCAUAUAGCAAUCAUCAGACCCCUUCA
Didymella exigua CBS 183.55 is the source of this 1447-nucleotide messenger RNA. Its product is annotated as Aldo/keto reductase. Gene Ontology annotation, molecular function: D-arabinose 1-dehydrogenase [NAD(P)+] activity. Gene Ontology annotation, biological process: dehydro-D-arabinono-1,4-lactone biosynthetic process. The transcript has a single exon. Gene Ontology annotation, cellular component: cytosol. Lineage: Eukaryota; Fungi; Ascomycota; Dothideomycetes; Pleosporales; Didymellaceae. The coding region runs from base 241 to 1335 and encodes 364 amino acids. The record is from RefSeq and is a predicted model, not a curated record.